Syzygium oleosum is the source of this 1577-nucleotide messenger RNA. RefSeq names its product UPF0481 protein At3g47200-like. NCBI's taxonomy places the organism in Eukaryota, Viridiplantae, Streptophyta, Magnoliopsida, Myrtales, Myrtaceae. The record is from RefSeq and is a predicted model, not a curated record. The coding region runs from base 202 to 1449 and encodes 415 amino acids. The transcript has a single exon.
AUUCCCGCUCCUUCUUUGUUUGUGUUCUUUUCUUCUUUUUUUGGCUAAUUCCUUGAUGGCACUGCAUUAAAGAGGCCACAUCUAAUUUCCAGGCUUAUUCUGGCACAGAAUACCCUUUUCUUGCCCUGGAUUUUGCUCAAACCUUUGCUCUUGAUUGACUGAGGAGGGAAAUUUUUCUUUAAGGUUGAGAAGAAACAGAGGAUGGCGGGAACAGGGCCUACAUCUGCAAGUGACCAUCAUCAUGAUGAACUCGUAACUUCUAUAACCAACAGAUUGAAGCAAAUAUCUGAAACAUCCUUCAACUAUCGCUUGUUGCCUGUUCCAGACAAGCUCCGCAAGACCCACAAGGAAGCCUUCUUGCCAAAGGAAGUCUCCAUCGGACCAUUCUACCAUCAUGGCAAACAGUGGAAGGCCAUGGAAGACCACAAGUGGAGGUACCUGCAAAGAUUUCUGGAGCAGACACAGAAGCAAUUGAAAGAGUGCGUUGAGGUCAUCAAGAAGUUGGCAGACCGGGCCAGAAAGUGUUACUUGGAGAAGAUCGAUCUCAACAGUGAUGAGUUCAUCACAAUGAUUCUUGUAGAUGGUGCAUUCACCAUUGAGCUGUUCUUGUCAAACCGUUCCCCAGAUAGGCAGACCAAGAAUGAUGUCAUCUUCGACAAGCAAAAAAAGUGGAUGAUCUCCAACGUGAGAAGGGACAUGAGUUUGAUGGAGAAUCAACUCCCAUUUUUUGUUCUUGAUGAUCUGUUCAAUUUUGCAUACGGAAGUCAAUUGGGAGAACUCCCAUCUUUAUUGGAGCUCGCCUAUGAUUUCUUUGGCUCCGGAGUGAAUCUCAAAGCAGAAAGGCCGAGGAUAUUAGACUCUGAUGUCAAGCAUUUAUUGGAUGCUUUAAGGUUGUGGCACUUACCUGCCAUGCAAGAUGCACAAGGUGCUGGAUGGAAGGAGGCAGAAGCGAUACCUAGGGCAUUGCACCUUCGAGCAGCAGGAGUGAAGUUUAGAAUGAGCGAAAGCAAUUGCUUAUUUGACAUUACAUUCUCAGAGGGUGUUCUUUAUAUCCCAUGUCUCAAGCUAAUUCCUACGACCGAGUCUUUCCUCAGGAAUGUCACAGCUUUGGAGCAUGCCUAUUAUAAACACGAUAGUUACUUCCUUGAUUACGUAGCAUUCUUGGGGAAUCUCAUCAACACCAGAGCUGAUGCGAAGCUGCUGAUCAAGAAACGCAUAAUCGAUAUUGAGAACUGGUUGGGGCAUGAUGAGAGAUUGGCAAAGACAUUGGCAAAGGAUGAUGAGGCAUUGGCAAAUCUUUUCAACAGUUUUGGAAAGGAGAGCCGGUUUUGGACGAGGAACGGCAGUUUCUGCAGUGUUCGGCAGAAUCUGAAAGCUUAUUACAGAAGUCAUUGGCACUGGUUGAAGGUUAGGAUGAAACGCAAUUCCGUGUCCAAGAAGAAGCUUUAAGUUUGAUACUAGGAAUGUACUUACGAAGGCGAUUUCUUUUCUUGCUGAAUAAAUUCUGUAACUGUCUUUUAAUCUCCUCUGGUAUCAUGACUUCAAAAGGAAAGAAGAAGAAAGCGCUAGCUGCUGAA